Molecule: messenger RNA, 591 nt
Organism: Punica granatum (pomegranate)
Lineage: Eukaryota; Viridiplantae; Streptophyta; Magnoliopsida; Myrtales; Lythraceae
Source: RefSeq, a predicted model, not a curated record
AUGGCCGUGCUCGAGAGAAAGAAAAAUGGUCUCAGAAGGCCUUCAGUCUUCACGCAUGUGGUGAACAUUCGCAAGAGGAUGAAUCCUCCGUUAUCGAGUCCCCUAGGAAACUUUCUCUGGCUAGCUGCAGCACAUUACAAGGACACUACUAAAUCUCAUGAUGGUACCGAAGAUGUGUUGCCCUCUUUAAUUGGUGAGCUGAGAAGAGCAAUAUCCAAGGUAGAUGGCGAAUUUCUCUCAGGAUUAAGACAGGACAUAAGUUUGAUAAGUAGCUCUCUCGAAAAGGUGCUCGGAGUUGGGUUGUCUGAAAAAGGUCACGGAGUGGACCAUUUUGUGUGUUCGAGUUGGUGUAACUUCAGGUUUUAUGAUAUCGAUUUUGGGUGGGGAAGGCACGUUUGGGUCAGUACCGCUGGGUUGUGCGAGCCGAUGUUCUUCAACUUGAUAUUUUUGGUGGACACAACGUCGGGCAAUGGAAUAGAAGCAUGGGUGAUUAUGGAUGAACAAGAGAUGGCUCUGUUGCAGGAGGAUCCCGAGCUCUGCGCUUUUGCUAAUGUGAACCCCAGUCCUUUGACUAUCAGCAGCAAACUCUGA